UUACAUCAGGGACCCCAUCAGAGUCCGCCCUUACAUCAGGGACCCCAUCAGAGUCCGCCCUUACAUCAGGGACCCCAUCAGAGUCCGCCCUUACAUCAGGGACCCCAUCAGAGUCCGCCCUUACAUCAGGGACCCCAUCAGAGUCCGCCCUUACAUCAGGGUCCCCAUCAGAGUCCGCCCUUACAUCAGGGUCCCCAUCAGAGUCCGCCCUUACAUCAGGGUCCCCAUCAGAGUCCGCCCUUACAUCAGGGUUCCCAUCAGAGUCCGCCCUUACAUCAGGGUCCCCAUCAGAAUCCGCCUUUACAUCAGGGUUCCCAUCAGAGUCCGCCCUUACAUCAGGGACCCCAUCAGAGUCCGCCCUUACAUCAGAGUCCAACCCCAAGUCUGCCAUUACAUCAGGAGUCCCAUCAGGACCUCCCCUUA
Staurois parvus is the source of this 423-nucleotide messenger RNA. Lineage: Eukaryota; Metazoa; Chordata; Amphibia; Anura; Ranidae. The record is from the annotation of a GenBank genome assembly.